AUGUAUUCUAUCGUUCAAGAGAAACCUCAAGAAAAUAAAGUCUUCGUUAAAAACGGGAAUGAGUAUUAUUAUUCGACGUACAUGACACGAUGUCUUUUGAAAAUGAUCGGUACUUGGCCACUUGAUGGAAAUGUUUCUACAUUCGAAAGAAUUUCCCACCAAUUUAUAAAAGUUCUUUAUUGCUGCAUUUUAUUAUUCUUUUUUCUACCCACCCUACAAUACGUAAUUUUCAUAUCGAAAGGCUUACGAUCGAGGACCAGAAUUUGUGCCAUGCUUUUCACCAAUUUCACAAAUUUUUUCAAAUAUAUUCUUUUAAUGAAAUAUAAUAAUGAAAUAAAAUUAUGUUUGUGGCAAACGAAAGAGGACUGGAAAAAUAUCUUGUUGCAACAGGAUUACGAGAGUAUGAUAUCCCGAGGCAAACUUGGAAGAUAUUGGACGUUAUUCUCAAUUCUUCUGACCUAUAUCGGUAUUUUUAUGAACCGUAUGAUACUGCCGCUCGUCAAAGGGAAAAGAAUCGUAAAUAACGUAACCAUAAGACCAUUGCCUUGUCCAACUUAUUUUAGAAUUUUUGACGAGCAGAAAUCACCAGCUUACGAAAUCGUUUUUUUCAAUCACGUUCUUUCUGCAUACAUUAUUUACACCAUCUCUGCGACUGUAUUUGCUUUGACGAUAUACUUUAUUCUACAUGCUUGCGGCCAGCUUGAGAUUCUCAUAAGAAAAAUGAGAGAUAUCGAGACGAUGAACUUGGACGUUGGGAAUGCUGACGAACUCAUCCUCGAGGCAAUUUUGCAUCAAGCAAAAACCAGAAGCUUCAUAAAGAAAGUAGCAGAGAUCGUACAGUACAUGUGUUUAGCGGAAGUAGCGGGCUGCGUAUUCUGUAUUUGCAUCUCCCUUCACUCUUUGGCUAUGGAAAUUAAUAGCAUGAUAUCUAUAGUAACGCAUACGAUAAUCAUGGUAACGUUCACAUACAACCUUUUCAUUCUUUGUUAUAUCGGAGAACUUUUGGCCGACCAGAAUUUGAAAGUUCAUCUAAUGUCAAGAACACUGGAUUGGCAUAAUCUUCCCCUUAAAUCUGUUCGAAAUUUGCUAUUGGUAAUACUUGCGUCGAAUGAUGCUCCGAAGUUGGUAGCAGGCAAGGUGAUGGAUUUAACAUUGAGUAAUUUUACUUCGGUGUUCAAAUCAGCAGUCGGAUAUUUUAAUAUUCUGCGUAGCUCUACUUUGUAGUAGCAUCGAGUUUUAAUCUAGUAAAAAUUCUAUAAGAUACGAUUAGAAACUGCGCAUAUAAAUGUUACAAAACAAACAAACUUAGUAAGAGAAAUAAAAUCGAUGAAUACAAGAAUUCGUUUUGCUUUUCUUACUUUUCAUCGUAAAUAUUAUAAAUUACUUUGUUUUGCAUUCUUGUUUUAGCACUAUGUUUCAGCUUAA
This is a messenger RNA of Vespula vulgaris, 1425 nucleotides long. Its product is annotated as odorant receptor 82a-like. The record is from RefSeq and is a predicted model, not a curated record. The coding region runs from base 1 to 1224 and encodes 407 amino acids. Gene Ontology annotation, biological process: sensory perception of smell; detection of chemical stimulus involved in sensory perception of smell. The transcript has 5 exons. Lineage: Eukaryota; Metazoa; Arthropoda; Insecta; Hymenoptera; Vespidae. Gene Ontology annotation, molecular function: olfactory receptor activity; odorant binding. Gene Ontology annotation, cellular component: plasma membrane.